Messenger RNA from Cydia pomonella (codling moth), 763 nucleotides. RefSeq lists its product as uncharacterized. The record is from RefSeq and is a predicted model, not a curated record. The coding region runs from base 38 to 424 and encodes 128 amino acids. The transcript is spliced from 3 exons. Lineage: Eukaryota; Metazoa; Arthropoda; Insecta; Lepidoptera; Tortricidae.
ACAGCAAGCCAUCUACGCCGCCAACGCCGCCGCCGCCAUGUCGCCGCUCGCUUGCUCGCUGCUCGCUCUCACCACACUGUUCGCCGUUUCCGACGCGGAAAAGGUUGGGGUUCCAAAUCCCUUUUGCGAUGGUCGGAUGAAAGGCACUGAAGGCGACAGCGUAAUAAAUUUUGAGAUGACUGUUUCUGGUGGCGUAGUGACCAUUCCUGAUAAAUGCUCCCGGGUAGGAAAAGAGUUGGUGGGCGAGAAUGUCAACACGUGCAACACGUCCAAUUCCAAGCCCUUGUUCCGCAGCAUUUUGGGCCUUGAGAAUAACUUCGGGAUAAUUGGCAUCGAUUGCCCCACAAACACUAUCGGAUGCAUGGCACUCAAGUUGAAAGUCAUGCAGCAUUGCAAAUCGAUUCUGCCACCGGUACGCGGAUAAUAAACACCCAAUAUGAUUUAAUCCCCCUAAAGUCCAAGGCCCUACCUAUAAUACUAAUUAUGUCAAUGAUAUUUGAAUCGUAUUCAUUUUGAACAGAGGAGCAUUUCGUUUGCUUUGAGUAUUUUAAAACAAACGAAAUUUGAUCUUAUUUUCUGUAGCUUUCUAAGUUAACUGUGUCUUUUCUUUAAUAAUGGGCCUUAGGAGUUUAUGGUAAAAAUCAAUUUAUCUUUAUUUAUAUAAUAUGCUCUGCUUUUGGCGUCUUGGAGACGAAAUUAUUAUUUGAUUCUGGCAACAUUUUUGGCGUUUAUUGGCGUGUGGCAUAUUAAAAAUUAAUCAUCA